Messenger RNA from Oryzias melastigma (Indian medaka), 456 nucleotides. Its product is annotated as NLR family CARD domain-containing protein 3-like. The annotation marks the transcript as partial. Lineage: Eukaryota; Metazoa; Chordata; Actinopteri; Beloniformes; Adrianichthyidae. The record is from RefSeq and is a predicted model, not a curated record. The transcript has a single exon.
GGCAUCGGGAAAACAGUCUUAACACAGAAGUUCACUCUGGACUGGGCUGAAGGCAAAGCCAACCAGAACAUCCACUUCACAUUUCCAUUCACUUUCAGAGAGCUGAAUGUGCUGAAAGAGGAGAAGUUCAGCUUGGUGGAACUUGUUCAUCACUUCUUCCCUGAAACCAAAGAAGCAGGAAUCUGCAGCUUUGAAGACUUCCAGGUCGUCUUCAUCUUUGAUGGUCUGGAUGAGUGUCGACUUCCUCUGGACUUCCACAAGACUCGGAUCCUAAAUGACCCUAGAAAGUCCACCUCAGUGGGUGAUCUGCUGACAAACCUCAUCAGGGGGAACCUGCUUCCCUCUGCUCGCCUCUGGAUAACCACACGACCUGCAGCAGCCAAUCAGAUCCCUCCUGGAUAUGUUGAUAUGGUGACAGAGGUCAGAGGGUUCAAUGAUCCACAGAAGGAGGAGUAC